AUGGCAUGCAAUUAUGAGAUCGUUCAGAUAGUAGUUGGCGUAUUGGUGUUGGGAUUGUUUGAUUCGAGAACAGCACAGUGUCGGCCAAGUAGGGUUUUGGAGAGCAUCGAAUACUCGGCUUUGAGUUGCCGGAAACACACAGCCUCGUUGACGGAUUUCGGCGGUGUUCCUGAUGGAAAAACCUCUAAUACGAAAGCAUUUAAAGUUGCCAUUGAUAAACUAAGUAGUUUGGCUGGAGAUGGUGGAGCUCAGCUCAUUGUUCCUCCUGGGAAAUGGCUCACUGGUAGUUUUAAUCUCACUAGUCAUUUUACUCUUUUUAUCCAACAAGGAGCUGUUAUUCUUGCAUCUCAGGAUGAAUCAGAAUGGCCUCUUCUUCCUCCAUUGCCUUCUUACGGAAGAGGAAGAGAUGCUCCCGGAGACAGGUUUAGUAGUCUCAUUUUUGGCACAAAUCUUACCGACGUGAUAAUUACUGGAAAUAAUGGAACAAUUGACGGACAAGGUGAAUCGUGGUGGAAAAAAUUCCGUAAUGGCGAAUUACAUAAUACCAGACCUUAUCUGAUUGAGAUUAUGCAUUCAGACCGUGUUCAAAUUUCAGACAUUACUUUGAUCAAUUCACCUUCAUGGAAUGUUCAUCCUGUUUAUAGCAGCAAUGUUCUUGUCCAGAGACUCACAAUUCUUGCACCAAUCGAUUCUCCUAAUACAGAUGGGAUUGAUCCAGAUUCUUGCACAAACACUAGAAUUGAGGAUUGUUACAUAGUAUCGGGAGAUGAUUGCAUCGCGGUAAAAAGUGGUUGGGAUCAAUACGGGAUAAAAUUCGGAAUGCCAACCGAGAAGCUGAUCAUUCGAAGACUUACUUGCAUUUCCCCCGAUAGUGCCACAAUCGCUCUAGGUAGUGAGAUGUCCGGAGGAAUUAAGGAUGUUAGAGCCGAAGAUAUCAUAGCAAUCAACACACAAUCUGGUAUUAGAAUCAAAACCGCCAUUGGAAGAGGAGCUUAUGUUCGAGACAUCUUUGUAAGAAGAAUGAACAUGAAGACCAUGAAGUAUGUGUUUUGGAUGUCAGGGUCUUAUAAUCAACACCCUGAUCCCGGCUUUGAUCCGAAAGCAUUUCCCAAGAUCGAAAACAUAAACUACAAAGACGUAAGGGCUGAAAACGUAACAUACUCAGCGAGACUUGAGGGAAUUCCACAAGACCCCUUUACCGGAGUAUGCAUUUCUAAUGUCAGUAUCAAUUUGACUGAAAAACCAAAGGAGUUGCAGUGGAAUUGCACCAACAUCGCCGGAGUUACAAGCCAUGUGAAUCCUAAGGCUUGUAAUCUGUUGCCGGAGAAAGAAGAACCUAUUAAUUGUCCUUUUCCGAAUGAUAGGUUACCGAUCGAGGAUAUCUCGAUACAAAAAUGUAAAAUAUAG
Molecule: messenger RNA, 1407 nt
Organism: Carica papaya (papaya)
Lineage: Eukaryota; Viridiplantae; Streptophyta; Magnoliopsida; Brassicales; Caricaceae
Source: RefSeq, a predicted model, not a curated record